Molecule: messenger RNA, 1754 nt
Organism: Linum tenue
Lineage: Eukaryota; Viridiplantae; Streptophyta; Magnoliopsida; Malpighiales; Linaceae
Source: the annotation of a GenBank genome assembly
CUCUACUUCCUCCUGCGGCCGGAAGCAAAAUUUUCUCACUCCGCUUUCAGCACUGGAAACCAGAAAGCAGCUGGAAAAAGAAAUUCAGCCGGUAGACGCCAUUUGUGGAGGAUACUCUCUUAUCUCUCUCAAUUGUAAACUUUAGUAUACAUAAUUUCCCUCCUUCUCUCGUAAUGUCUUCUCGAAAACCAAUUAGGCGUAGUAUACUGUAGAGCAAUUGCUCGGUCGGUGGUGGUUGUUCUGUUCGAAUAGAAAUGUAUCGUUGCGCUAAUCUUCUGGCACCGGCUUCUUUCGCCGGCUAGCAUUUAUCGAAACAUCGAAUUCAAAGCGUUGUGUUUUUGCAGGGGGUUUCACCGGCCGAACAUCGGAGGAAGCGUAUGGCAGCAACGGCUCCAUCGCCGUUGUCGAACCUGCCGCGAAAUGUUGCUAAACUUCAUUCUGUACAGCGCCUGAAAUCGGGAAGUGCAAUUACGCAGCUCUCCUUCUCCUCCAGCGGAGCUCUCGGUAGGGAUUACAGGAUUACGAUUCUUCCUCUCCAAUUUUCCACCUGUCGAGUUACUGAGCCGUAUUUGAUCAGCAGUUUCGAGGUAUGGCAGAUUAGGAGCAGCAUCAAUGAUAGUAGCUUCGGUUCUCCUUCGGAUGGCAGUAGUGGUGGAACACGGUUAAUUAGGGCAAUUCGUGCUCUGCAGACGCGGAUUGGGCUGAGAAUCCAGGAGCUGAGGAAGAAUCUGCCUAUGAAAUUGCUGUUUUUCUUGGUUGGUUUCUACUGUGCCACUGCUUUUGCUACUGUGAUCGGCCAGACUGGUGACUGGGACAUUCUAUCUGCUUGUCUGGCUGUGGUGAUUGUGGAAGCCAUUGGAGCACUCAUGUACAAGGGUUCUUUGCGCCUGCUCAGCAACAUCAAGAGCUUGAUCACAAUGUUCAACUAUUGGAAGGUUGGUCUCUCUCUCUUGGACUCUUCUUGGAUUCGUUUAAAUACGAAGUUGGCGAUCUGAUAAGCUUCGAUAUCGAUAGCCUUUUCCCAGUUCCAUCCGAUAUAUUCCUCUUCUUUUUGUGAUACUGUUCAAAGGGUUAGCACAAGAUUUUGGUUUCCUCGGGCAUCACUUGAAUUUGAAAUUGUUGUGGGAUGAUCCCAAAGGAGGGAGGAUAUAACCUCCUCACUGAACAGAUCUUUUGGGAAUCUCACCUUGUAUCGAGCCAAGACUCUUGGAGAUAGUCUUUCUGAAAAUUGGAUCGAAUUUGGCCCUAGACGUCGUAAGAGCUUGGUCAAGACAACUGUAUUGUUCGAUCAGGCAGCUAUCCUUUCUGAAUCAGGAGAAAGCUUCUCUAAGAUGAGGCAUGAAUGAUUGUGAAUUUGAUUUUGGUGCAGCUUUUCAGAAACUGUUGCACCUUCAUUGAUAGAGCCCAGAGUUGGAAGACAUGUAAAUAAUAUAUGCUUAGGACAGAAGAGAACAGGUUCUCCUUUUAAUUGGACCAGAAGGAGAAGUAGCUUUUCCUGUGCAUUCUUUUAUAUGUAUCAAAAUCGAACAACAAUGAACGCACAAAUGCAGUAGGGUAAAUAUAAUGAUGUGUACACCUGGAGAGGUGUUCUUCUUUGGAUAUCAUUUAAGCUUUCUUUAUGUGUCUACAAGACUACUGAAAUGGCUAACAUAGGCAUAUAUAUUCUAUCAUUACAAGGGUUUAACACUGAAGACCAGAGGUCCAGGAUAAGCUGGAAGACUCAUAAUUCGCUUGUCCAAAACAGGACCUCCAAC